Messenger RNA from Danaus plexippus (monarch butterfly), 672 nucleotides. Its product is annotated as allergen Tha p 1-like. Lineage: Eukaryota; Metazoa; Arthropoda; Insecta; Lepidoptera; Nymphalidae. The coding region runs from base 174 to 542 and encodes 122 amino acids. The transcript is spliced from 3 exons. The record is from RefSeq and is a predicted model, not a curated record.
UCAGAGAACACUAUUAAUUUUCCUUGCUUAUUAGUUUCUAAUCGUUUUAAAAUUAUAGUUAUUAAACAUUUAAUUAGUAAAUCAUAGUAUAAAAAGGGCAGUGUCUUAAGAUAUAUAGCUAUAUCAUAAUAACAAGAGGUGAACGCAACGUAACUAUAGGACUAUCUAGCACAAUGAAGACAGUUAUAUUCCUAGCCGCGAUUGCAUAUGUGACUGCAGCUGUGCCUGAUUACUAUGACUUGGUAAAACUAGAUAUGCCCAAGUUGAGUAAAGAUCCUAAAGAGUUUAAGAUAUUCGUUGACUGUAUACUGGAUAAAGGACCUUGCUCGCCUUUGUAUAAGACUUAUAGAGCAAUCGUUCAAGAUACUUUUGAUCAUAAGUGCAAAAGAUGCAGUGAUUAUCAGAGACAUUGUUACUGGCAGUUCUUGCAGGGCCUCAAGGCUCUGUUUCCCCAAGACUACAUCAGCUUUAAAGCAAAGUACGAUCCCGAGAAUAAAUAUUUCAACGAUCUCGAAUCUUUAUUGAACAAUUACGCAAAUUAACGACAAAAGUUUAAUUUUUGGACAGAGCUAUUUGUUAUUUUUUGUGUUUUCACACUUGAAUUCAAUUGAAAAAUUGUUUUUUAAUCGUUCUUGGAUUUUUUAUAAUAAAUUAAAUGGCUUAUUCGAUAAA